Molecule: messenger RNA, 1321 nt
Organism: Labrus bergylta (ballan wrasse)
Lineage: Eukaryota; Metazoa; Chordata; Actinopteri; Labriformes; Labridae
Gene: skp1
Product: S-phase kinase-associated protein 1
Biological process (GO): SCF-dependent proteasomal ubiquitin-dependent protein catabolic process
Cellular component (GO): cytoplasm; nucleus
Molecular function (GO): cullin family protein binding
Source: RefSeq, a predicted model, not a curated record
AGCCUCUGACAAAGCGAUCGAGGAGCUCCGGGCGGCACCAGGUCGAUCCAGAGACUUCUAGCCGCUUACGGUGCCUCCGUGUCUGUCCCGGCCCUGCUGUUGAACACAGAGGAAUUUCACCUCUGGAUCUGAGUUAAAAAAAAAAAAUACGAUAAUGCCCACGAUAAAAUUACAGAGCUCUGAUGGGGAAAUCUUCGAGGUCGAUGUUGAGAUCGCCAAACAGUCUGUCACUAUUAAGACCAUGUUAGAAGAUUUGGGAAUGGACGAUGAAGGAGACGAUGAUCCAGUUCCCCUCCCUAAUGUGAAUGCAGCCAUCCUUAAGAAGGUGAUUCAGUGGUGCACUCAUCACAAAGAUGACCCUCCUCCUCCUGAGGAUGAUGAGAACAAGGAGAAAAGAACAGAUGACAUUCCUGUUUGGGACCAGGAGUUCCUCAAAGUGGACCAAGGCACCUUGUUUGAACUCAUUCUGGCCGCCAACUAUUUGGACAUCAAAGGCCUGUUAGAUGUCACCUGCAAGACGGUGGCUAACAUGAUCAAAGGCAAAACCCCAGAGGAGAUCAGGAAGACUUUCAACAUCAAAAAUGAUUUUACAGAGGAGGAGGAAGCCCAGGUACGCAAAGAGAACCAGUGGUGUGAAGAGAAGUAAAGAGGAGAUCCUGCCAACACCACCACACUGAAAAGGAAUUGUCCCUGCUAACUGGUUGCACUGGCGUUGUUCAUACUUGUCAAUAUUUACAUUUAGUGUACUUAGAGCCACAUCACAGCCCCCCUUCCCCUCCCCAUCCCUUGACCCCCAGUUAUCACCCCACCAACAGCAUGACCAUUUUAACUUGCCUGUGUGUUGUCUUAAUUUAAAUAAAGAAAAGCUCUUUUCGGUUACCACACACGUGUUUUAUUUUCAUGUUUAAAAAUAGUUCUGGAUUCAUGGCUUUGUACCCUAAAAGAUAUGUCACUUCUUUCAUAUUUCCCCCAAUUAUUAAUCACUGCGGUUGUCUUUUUUACUGGACGUGUUUGUGUUCUUUUAGGUUAACGGAUGAAAUAAAAUGGCUUUUUUGACAAUGGAAAUGAAUAUUUAGUUUUUGCUCUAUAAAUGCAUCGGUUCUGUAAGAAAACGUGCAGAGGGUUGAGUGUCUGAAGGAGAAGUGAAGUUUGAGUUGAUUAGAUGAUUCUGUGUUGAGGACUACAGAUGCUUGUCUGUGGACACUGAAUUGGUUCAUGCUGAUUCACGUUGUAUUGAAUUGGAAACUUCUCCGAUCAACUCUGAUGCUGGCUUUUGAGAUGAUCAAACAUAUUGAAGGAGUCAAUAAAACUGAAAAAAAAG